Molecule: messenger RNA, 2083 nt
Organism: Phalaenopsis equestris
Lineage: Eukaryota; Viridiplantae; Streptophyta; Magnoliopsida; Asparagales; Orchidaceae
Product: lysophospholipid acyltransferase 1-like
Exons: 8
Coding region: 103-1500 (465 amino acids)
Biological process (GO): triglyceride biosynthetic process; lipid modification; phospholipid biosynthetic process
Cellular component (GO): endoplasmic reticulum; membrane
Molecular function (GO): acyltransferase activity
Source: RefSeq, a predicted model, not a curated record
UCAGACUUUGGGACUUCCGUCCAGUCACAGGGCCUUCUCAUCUACUUUAGGUCACUUUUCCGCUCUCAAAGGUAGGAUUCCAUUUUCAUUGUCGCGAUCAUAAUGGGGCUUGAGAUAGAGUCCAUGGCGACGGCAAUCGGCGUAUCGGUGCCGGUGCUCCGCUUCUUGUUGUGCUUCGUGGCAACAAUCCCGGUGAGCUUCGUAUGGCGGUUCAUGCCGGGCCCAGCUGCGAAGCACCUGUACGCCGCCGCCUCCGGGGCUUUUCUCUCCUAUCUUUCCUUCGGCGCUGCUUCCAUUCUUCUCUUCAUCUUUCCAAUGACUUUCGGCUACACUUCUAUGCUCCUUCUCCGACGCUAUGCUGGCAUGUUCACUUUUUUUGCCGGAUUUGCUUACCUCAUUGCAUGCCAUGUGUACUACAUGAGUGGGGAUGCAUGGAAGGAAGGUGGCAUUGAUGCAACUGGAGCAUUAAUGGUGCUGAUAUUAAAAGUCAUUUCAUGUGCUAUUAACUACAGCGAUGGGCUACUGAAAGAAGAGGGUUUAAGGGAGUCUCAAAAGAAAAAUCGACUAAUUCAUCGACCCACUAUAAUUGAAUAUAUUGGUUACUGUCUCUGUUGUGGAAGUCAUUUUGCAGGGCCCGUAUAUGAAAUGAAGGAAUACCUCGAAUGGACAGAGGGUGAAGGGAUAUGGUCAAGUUCAAAUGGUAAAUCAUCACCAUCACCUUACAGAGCAAUGUUCCGUGCUAUAGUCCAGGCUGCUUUGUGCAUGGGCAUCUACUUGUACCUUGUUCCGCAUUUCCCUCUUGCCCGAUUCAAUGAACCUACAUACUACCAGUGGGGUUUCUGGAAAAGGUUGUUUUACCAAUAUAUGUCAGGCUUUACUGCUCGUUGGAAGUACUAUUUUAUUUGGUCAAUCUCGGAAGCUUCAAUAAUCAUAUCUGGACUGGGAUUUUCUGGUUGGUCAGAUUCUUCUCCUCCCAGAUCACUCUGGCAGCGUGCUAAAAAUGUUGAUAUUCUUGGAGUUGAAUUAGCGACUAGUGCUGUUCAGUUGCCCUUGGUGUGGAACAUACAAGUCAGCACCUGGUUACGUCACUAUGUCUAUGACAGGCUCGUUCAGAAAGGAAAGAAAGCUGGAUUCCUUCAGCUGUUGGCUACACAGACUGUUAGUGCUGUUUGGCAUGGAUUGUAUCCUGGCUACAUCAUAUUCUUCAUUCAGUCGGCUCUAAUGAUUGCAGGUUCCCGAGUAAUUUACCGAUGGCAACAAGCUAUUUCACCAAGGAAUGCUUUGCUUAGCAAGAUUCUGACUUUAACCAACCUCUUUUACACGAUAAUUGUUUUGAACUACUCCUGCAUUGGGUUCCUGGUGCUGAGCAUGAGAGAAACACUUGCUGCCUACAAGAGUGUGUACUUCGUUGGCACCGUUGUUCCCAUCAUAUGUAUUCUACUGGGGAAGAUUAUCAAACCAGCCAGACAGGUUAGGGCUAAAGCUCAAAAGAACCAAUAAAAGUUCUUGCGGUGAUAUGAGAGAUGCCUUGCAGAUUCUGUUUAUCAGGUAGACCAAAUCCUUUUAAUGCGGCGUCAAACUGAUCCCUUUUGUUCAUCUGUUAUGUUCGUGUAGAAUGAAACGGCUAAGCUUGGCAUUUGAGCUUGAUUAGCAUUUUCUGAGCAGUGCGAAACCAUUUAUUUCUCUGAGCAAUGUUUGCUGUAUUCCUGAGUCUGAAUUUUAAAUUAGAGAAAUUGACAUACGGACCACACAAUUCUUUUCUAUUUACAUAUCUUGAACCUAAAUUUGCAUAUUUUCGUAUAUGUAACAUUGUAGUUCUUUAUACCUAUGCAUGAAAAGAUGUAUUUGACUUUUAAAAGUGGUAAUAGUGGUAUUUUUAUUUGAUAUUAAAGAUUGAAGUGUUAUGUAUGUUAAUAUGAAAGUUUAGGUGUGAGAUACAUAAAUACACGAGAAUUGUGUGCUCGGUGACCACUGACCGGAUCAAGGUCAUGAAAGCUCGCCCUGAUUUGUUUUUUUUUAACAAUUUAAAUCUUGGUUGUCCAUCCUAUUAUUGAAGUUGACCUGGGAACCUUAUUUUCAUCCA